This is a messenger RNA of Hypoxylon fragiforme, 570 nucleotides long. RefSeq lists its product as uncharacterized. Bases 1 to 570 code for a protein of 189 amino acids. The transcript has 2 exons. NCBI's taxonomy places the organism in Eukaryota, Fungi, Ascomycota, Sordariomycetes, Xylariales, Hypoxylaceae. The record is from RefSeq and is a predicted model, not a curated record.
AUGCUCAACAUCAUCUCCACACUUGCUGCCCUCCUGCCCUUGGCAGUUGCCGCACCUCUACAAAUCCGCGACAGCAACCCCGGUUGCCAAGCUGCUUCUUUCAACAAUUUCUCAUGGUCGAUUGAAGAUUUCGAUUACCAUGCAUCAUACGUCUUCACCACGCCGGCUCACCAAAAUUCAUGGGGCUAUGUCAACUUCAACUUGACUAACCCGGCUCUCGAGUACCCAGCAGUCUGCAGUGCCUCCAGCAGCCAACUGUCUGAUUUCUUCUACGGCACCAUGAUAUAUAACUGCGAGUUACCCGAGGGCUCAACGACGAAAGCCACAUUCGACUUCAGCCGGCCUAGCGGGGAGUUGAACGUUAACCAGACCUGGACAUGCAGUGACACUGAUCCGAAGUACCCAACCAGGAUCAAUGCUUAUGGAACCGUCAACUUGACUUUGGCGUGCACUGAUGAGACAUGGAUCAACCCCAACUGGACAAUGGGCCAGAUCUACUCUAGUCGCAAUGUCGACUGCGCACCAGUUACGCUACCAUUGAAGCCUUACCAGAUGACUGCUGUCGCUUAA